Molecule: messenger RNA, 1117 nt
Organism: Dioscorea cayenensis subsp. rotundata (Guinea yam)
Lineage: Eukaryota; Viridiplantae; Streptophyta; Magnoliopsida; Dioscoreales; Dioscoreaceae
Product: putative Myb family transcription factor At1g14600
Exons: 5
Coding region: 230-1009 (259 amino acids)
Molecular function (GO): DNA-binding transcription factor activity; DNA binding
Source: RefSeq, a predicted model, not a curated record
ACCUAUAGUGUGACUUAAUUGUCCUUCUAGGGUUAGGGUUUCUUUUAGCUUCUAACUUGUUUCUUCCCAACAACCAUUGUCAGUAACCAUGUGAUUGACUAUAUAAUUCAACAACAACAAGAAGAGGACUAUAUAAUUCAACAAGAAGAAGAAGAAGAAGAAGAAGAAGAAGAAGAAGGAUAUAUAGUAUAUAGUAUAUUUAUAUAUAUCAAGAAGAAGGAGAAUUUAUAUGAGUUAUUUUGAGAGUUCUCCAUAUGAUGAUGACUGUAAUAAUAAAGAUUAUGAGUAUGAGGAUGAAGAUGAGGAGAACCUUAGAUGUGGAGCAAGCUCAAGCAAUAGCACCAUAGAGGAGAUCAGUGAGAAGAAGAUGAGCUCUGGUUCAGUAAGACAGUAUAUCCGAUCAAAGGCCCCGAGACUUCGGUGGACGCCGGAGCUUCAUCUUUGCUUUGUUCGUGCUGUCGAAUUGCUCGGUGGCCAAGAGAGAGCUACUCCAAAACUUGUUCUUCAAUUAAUGAAUGUUCAAGGCCUUAGUAUUUCUCAUGUCAAAAGUCAUUUACAGAUGUAUAGGAACAAAAAGAUUGAUGACACUGGCCAAAUUAUAAGGAAGAAUCAAAGGAGUUCCAUUGAGGGAAAUGAUCAUCAUGUCUACAAUCUCAACCAACUUCCAGAUAGUUGCAUAAGUCAUGAAUUUCCGGCGAUAGAUCGAUUCUUAAGAGAAGUAAUAAGUAGUAAUCAAAAUCAUUAUAGCAGCCGUGAACUCGAUGAAGCAUCGAAGCAGUUCCAAAUGUUCCAUGAGCAAAGAGAGACAAGCCAUGCUCAUGAACCUGAUUUAAGUCUGUCACUUAGCAUUGCACCAAGGCAAGAGAAAAGACAAAGGCAAUGGGUGGAAGAAGAAGAAGAAGAAGAAGAGGAAGAGGACAUUGGCUUAUCCCUCUCAUUGAACACACCUUCAAAGCAAGAUAGACAUGUACCACUCUAUAGAUCAUCAUCUCACCAUACUCCUGGAUAGUCUUUUUAGAUCUUGUUAUUAUAAUUAAUUUGAGUAGUUAAUUAACAUGUUGUUUGUGUUAGUUCUUUAGAUUAUUUUUUCUUGUUAAAUCUCUUGUCAGUUUCAUGA